UGGAUUCAAAUUCACAAAUCCACCAAGUACUCAGCCAGACACUAGCUUCCUAGCUUCUACCCUAAAAAAUGGCAACAAAAGUUUUCCAACUUCUCUUGUGCAUUUCCCUCAUCACAUUAGCCUUCCCUCUCCCCUCUCAUGCAAGGCCAUCAAAACUCAAGGCUGAAAACCCAACAUCCUUCGGCUUUAUUAAGUAUUUGGAAGGAUGCCAGAAAGACCAGACAAUAAAAGGCCUCCGACAACUCAAGACAUAUCUUAAGACAUUUGGCUAUCUAAACUACUCCCCUGACCAAACCCAUGCCAACGACGACCAUUUUGACCAUGCCUUGGAGGCCGCCAUCAAAACUUACCAGCUGAAUUUUCAUCUCAAGCCUACCGGAACUUUAGAUGCCCAAACAGUGUCCAAAAUGACAGCCCCUCGAUGCGGGGUCCCUGACAUUAUUAACGGAACCAACUGGAUGCGGAUAGGCCAAAAAAAGGCCAAUCACGCUCACAACACUAUCCACACUGUCUCUCAUUUCACUUUCUUUCCUGGUAACUUGAAAUGGCCCUCAACUAAGUACCAGCUCACUUAUGCAUUUCCUCCCGGAACCAACUCGGAUGCCAUCUCCGCCGUGGCGAGAGCAUUCAGCACAUGGGCUUCCAAUACUCCAUUUACAUUCUCUGAGACUCCAAACCAUGACGGUGCAGAUCUUAAAAUCGGGUUCUACCGUGGUGACCAUGGGGACGGGGCACCAUUCAAUGGGGCUAAUGGGGUCUUAGCCCAUGCUUUUGCCCCAACUGACGGGAGGUUUCACUACAACGAGGACCAUUCGUUUUCCGUGGACCCGGUCGCGGGUUCGUUUCAUAUGGAGACUGUGGCCUUGCAUGAAAUUGGGCACCUUCUUGGACUUGCACAUAGCGAUGUCCAAGAGGCUAUCAUGUUCCCUGGCAUUGCUGCUGGAACAGCCAAAGGUUUGAAUGUCGAUGAUAUACAAGGAAUUAAGACUUUAUACGACCUUGAGGCGUGAAAUUAAGAAUACUUUGGCGAUGUUUUCAAUAAAACGGUGAUCUAUGGACGCCAUAAAUUAUAGCUAUCCUCAAAAUAAAGGAAUAAAGAUGGGGUAUUUCUUGUUUCAGUUCUAUGCAUGGAUGGUAUGAACAGGCUAAACAAGAAUUCUUCAGCAGCGAACUUCAAUGCGACGAUGAGGUCGUGAACGAAGUGGUAGUCAAGUUCUAUGUACUGAGUAUUAUUGUGUGUGUGUGUUCGAGUUAAGAUGUAUCAGUUGUUAUCAGAAAAUAUUACAUUGUCCUUGUCUUA
Messenger RNA from Rhododendron vialii, 1300 nucleotides. Its product is annotated as metalloendoproteinase 2-MMP-like. The coding region runs from base 69 to 1010 and encodes 313 amino acids. The record is from RefSeq and is a predicted model, not a curated record. Gene Ontology annotation, molecular function: metalloendopeptidase activity; zinc ion binding. NCBI's taxonomy places the organism in Eukaryota, Viridiplantae, Streptophyta, Magnoliopsida, Ericales, Ericaceae. The transcript has a single exon. Gene Ontology annotation, cellular component: extracellular matrix. Gene Ontology annotation, biological process: collagen catabolic process; proteolysis; extracellular matrix organization.